Durio zibethinus is the source of this 2549-nucleotide messenger RNA. Its product is annotated as OBERON-like protein. Gene Ontology annotation, biological process: root meristem specification; maintenance of root meristem identity; regulation of gene expression. The record is from RefSeq and is a predicted model, not a curated record. NCBI's taxonomy places the organism in Eukaryota, Viridiplantae, Streptophyta, Magnoliopsida, Malvales, Malvaceae. Gene Ontology annotation, cellular component: nucleus.
AUUUUCUAUUAUUAAUAGGCACCCAAAACUUAUCAAAAUUACAUCUUUAUCCCAAAACGGCAUUGCUGUUGCAUAUCCAGGAAACAACGCGAGCCUUUAAAAAAGAAAGGAAUAAAUAAAAAAUCUCCAUUUGCUGGAAGGACUCUUUGACUGAUUAAUCUCUCCUUCUCAAGUCUCCUCCGAUCGGACCUUUCGAUCCAAUCUUCGUUAAAGGUUUCUCGAUUAGGUAAGCUUUUCUUAGUUCGUCGAAUUUCGAAUUGGGGUUGUUUUGCUAGGGUUUGACUCAGAUUAGGGUUUUGACCCAUCUAUAUCAUAGAGUUUACGGUACGAGAUCAGAAGAAUUGUUGCUCAAAGAGAACGAAUUUUGGGCGGUUUUGAAAAGCCAUGGGCGCUUGGUUGUUGACAUAAAUUUGGAAUUUUGGAUUUAACUUUUUGGUCAAUUGAGUUGGGAUCACGGAGUGAAUAUUGAUUAAAACCUGCCCAAAAGUGUUUUUGGGCUUCAAAGGAUUAAGACUAGAUUAAUCAAGAUUUUAUUGAUGGGAACAUCAUCUGGUUCUAAUAUUAACCAGCAGCAUUUGUCGAAGAUGUUGCCUCCGCGUCAACAACCAUGGUCGGGGAGCUUACAAACAUCGUUGUCAUUAGUCUCCUCAGAUCCUCAUUUGUCACCUGAUGCCCAAGAACCCAGAACAAACUCAGAUAAUGUUCAUGAGUCUCCUACUGAGAGUGCUAGCUCACGAGAGACUUGGCCUAUUGCUGAUGCAGUUGCAGCAAAGAAAAUGGAAAAUGGGAAAACUGAAAAUGAUUGCCCUGAGCAGUCUGUCAUUCGUUGUAUUUCUAGUGCUGAUAAGAUAACUCUUCGAGACAUUGCAAGAGAAAGAGUCGAUGUUAUCUCUGAAAAGAUGCAUCACCUACCUGAUGAGUUUCUAGAUGAGCUAAAGAAUCAACUCAAAGUAAUCCUAGAAGGCAAUGGUGGUUCACAAAACAGGGAGGAGUUUUUAAUUCUGCAGAAGUUUGUUCAAAGUAGAUCUGAUUUAACUGCAAAGACAUUGAUUAGAGCACACCGGGUACAGCUUGAAAUCCUUGUUGCAAUAAAUAUGGGAAUUCAGGCAUUCUUGCAUCCAAACAUCAGUCUAUCCCAAACUUCUCUCAUUGAGGUUUUUGUGUACAAGAGAUGCAGAAAUAUAGCAUGCCAAAACCAGCUACCUGCAGAUGACUGCACCUGUGAAAUAUGUUCCAAUAGGAAUGGUUUUUGCAAUCUUUGUAUGUGUGUUAUUUGCAACAAGUUCGAUUUUGAAGUAAAUACCUGCCGCUGGAUAGGUUGUGAUUUGUGCUCCCAUUGGACUCAUACUGAUUGUGCUAUUCGUGAUGGGCAAAUUUGUAUGGGUCCUUCUGUUAUAAGUGGAGCAGGUCCUACUGAAAUGCUUUUCAGGUGCCGAGCUUGCAAGCGAACAUCUGAACUGUUAGAUUGGGUUAAAGAUGUCUUCCAGCAUUGUGCUCUGGCAUGGGAUAGGGAAGCUCUUAUGAGAGAACUUGAUUUUGUUAGCAGGAUUUUUUGUGGAAGUGAUGACCUUAGAGGGAAGAAACUCUUACAGAAGUGUGAGGAUCUUUUAGAAACAAUGAGGGGUGGACUAGCAGAGUCCGCAGCUUGCAGAUCGAUAUUAAUUUUUUUCCAAGAGCUUGAUAUGGAUUCUCCAACAAGCAUGGAAAAUGGGGAAAGUGGGCGGUUGAUAGCACCACAAGAGGCAUGCAAUCGAAUUGCAGAUGUAGUGCAGGAGGCCGUAAGGAAGAUGGAAAUGGUGGCUAAUGAGAAGAUGAGAAUGUUCAAGAAAGCUCGCUUGUCACUUGAAGCCUGUGAGCAGGAGCUUAAGGACAAGGCCAAGGAAGUAGCAGAACUAAAGCUGGAGAGACAAAAAAAGAAGCAGCAGAUAGAAGAGCUGGAAAGCAUUGUAAGGCUUAAACAGGCAGAGGCUGAUAUGUUCCAGCUUAAGGCGCAUGAGGCAAAACGAGAGGCUGAGAAGCUUCAAAGAAUUGCUCUUGCGAAGUCAGAUAAAUCAGAGGAAGAGUAUGCUAGCAGUUACCUGAAACUUCGUCUAAGUGAGGCAGAGGCUGAAAAGCAGUAUUUGUUUGAAAAGAUAAAGCUGCAGGAGAGCUCACGUGCAUCACAGAGCAAUAGUGGAGGCGAUCCUUCACAGGUUUUGAUGUAUUCCAAAAUCCAUGAUCUGCUCCGUGGAUACAACAUCCCUUCUAAGACAGAAUCCCAUCCAAAUGAGCGCCACAGUUUUAGAUCGAAUCCCUAAGGAAUUCUGAGUAUGUUAUUUAUUGAAGUAAGCUGUCUAAGGAAUUAUGUUGCUUUGUUGUUAAACUGGUGUGUAAGGAUUUGCAACUUUAAUUUUAUCCAUGAACCUUCAAUCAAUGUCAAUUAAUUUGCUACCCUGUAAAAGUAAUUAGGAGGUAUAAAUCUGGGUUUCUUUUUUUUUUUAAGCUUUUGUAGCGUAUCAAGAUGAGACUAGUAUCAUAAUAUUUUGUCCUUACGGAUGAACUUACUCUUC